Messenger RNA from Poeciliopsis prolifica (blackstripe livebearer), 6054 nucleotides. Its product is annotated as visinin-like protein 1. The transcript is spliced from 4 exons. Gene Ontology annotation, molecular function: calcium ion binding. The coding region runs from base 197 to 772 and encodes 191 amino acids. The record is from RefSeq and is a predicted model, not a curated record. NCBI's taxonomy places the organism in Eukaryota, Metazoa, Chordata, Actinopteri, Cyprinodontiformes, Poeciliidae.
GACCCAGCGGUUCAUUCAUCUUCUUCCACGGAGAGAGAAGGAAAGAGAGAGCUGAGUGAACUCGGGAGUCUGCUUUACAUGAGGGACGAACCGUUCGAGAGGAAAAUACUGCCGUGACGUCGAGCCGGGAAGCACUUUCCUCGCGUCAGAAGGAGCUGAAUUUUUCCCUCAAACACAACAGGAGAGGUGAGGCAUCAUGGGGAAACACAACAGCAAGCUGGCACCGGAGGUCCUGGACGACCUGACCAAGAGCACGGAGUUCAACGAGGCAGAGCUCAAGCAGUGGUACAAAGGCUUCCUCAAAGACUGCCCCUCGGGCAUUCUCAACCUGGAGGAGUUCCAGCAACUCUACGUUAAGUUUUUUCCGUACGGUGACGCAUCAAAAUUCGCCCAGCACGCCUUCCGCACGUUUGACAAGAAUGGCGACGGAACCAUCGACUUCAGGGAGUUCAUCUGCGCUCUGUCCAUCACCUCCAGGGGAAGCUUUGAACAGAAACUCAACUGGGCCUUCAACAUGUACGACCUGGACGGAGACGGAAAGAUCACACGCAUGGAGAUGCUGGAGAUCAUCGAGGCCAUCUACAAGAUGGUUGGCACGGUCAUCAUGAUGCGCAUGAACGAGGAUGGGCUGACGCCUCAGCAGCGCGUCGACAAGAUCUUCUCCAAGAUGGACAAGGACCACAACGACGAGAUCACCCUGGAGGAGUUCAAAGAGGCGGCCAAGUCCGACCCUUCCAUCGUCUUACUUCUGCAGUGUGACAUGCAGAAGUAGAAGGGGAGGGGAAGGGCAAGAAAAGAAGGGAGUGAAGGGAUGAGGGGGUGAACUGAAGCUAGGGAAGUUAGGAGGUCGAGAAACGACAGGGAGGGAUGCAGUCCUACAGGAGGAGGAGGAAGAGGCAUUGACGAUUGAUUGACGCCAUUCCAUUUAUUCCCCACUCUGCGUUACUCUAGACGGGAGGCUUGACAAAUUCAGUCAGAUGGUUUGUGAAAAGUGGAAUUCCCUCCUGCUGCAUUUGGUGCAUAGCAGAGCAGCAUGGUGUUACUCGUGCUUUCGCACUGUAUUGGGCGUGAGAUCACAAGGCUGCGGGGUAACAGCAGUGUUGAGAUCAGCUAUCUGACAGAGAGUGCUAUUUUAUAUUCAUGGAAUAACAGACAUUUUAUCUUAUUAUUGCCUUCAGUACUGAAGACUGGAGGUACAGUAUACACACUGGUUUGGUCAGACCAUGCCAGCACUGGUUUAGAUUUUUCCCUAGCCAAGUUCCCAGCUGCUUCCAGGGAGAGUUUUUCUGGCAGAUUAUGACUAGAUGUCCACCAGCUAAACACCAGGCUGGCAGCUGAUGAAACGUGUCACCCGGCUGCCUCCAGCGGCAUGGCCAGGCAUACUGAUGUGCUCCUCAGUCACUUCUUAGCUGCGCCCACAGCUUUGAUAACAAAAAUCAAUAUUUUGUCAAAGGAGUUUGUAAUCUGGUUAAUGCCGAGACUUGUUCUGCUUGUGACGCAACCCAAGCUUUUGUUCUUCAGUCUCUCUGAUCUGCAAAAUGUAUGUCGAACCCUGCAAACCCCGCAGUCUUUCGUCAGUAAAACCACUUGUUUGAGCAACAAGAGGAGGCACUUGACCAUCUCGGCGCGGGAAUAAUCACAGUUGUAAUUAUAGAUCUUAUGACAGAAUGGUAUUUCUGAGAAAGGCCAAACCUGCUACGGUGAUUCACCGUUGUUUCACAUUAAAUAGCCGUCUCUCCUCUUCCUCUGCCUGCGUCCUGCUGCUGCCCCGUUUUUUUUCUUUCUUCCUCCCUAAAUGUCAGAGAGGAAGCGCUUUGAUAAUAGGUAAAGGGAGAGGAACUUUGCUCAGAUCUACAAUCGAUGAGAAACGGAGCAAAGGGUUGAAGAGGUAGCUCAGGCGUUGUGUGUCAUCUGCGGUAAGCUAGAUGAACGAAAAAAACAGGAUGAUUUAGCUACAUAUUUGCAUUAAACACUCAGAAAUACACAAAAAAAACAACUGGUGACCGUUUACCCAAGAUCCACAUCAACCUAGAAUAGACAAUCUCAGAGAUGUAUGGUUAUACCAGUCUGACUCUACUUUAAAGUUGGCCUUCCUACGCAGGAUUAUAGUUUUAGCAAUGACAUCGGAGGAAGUAAACAAAGUCGUUCAGUCAGUGUUUGCCACACUUCCACAUAUUGAACAAUUAAAGUCACCGCAAGAGGAAUGUUUAAGACAUUUUAUUGCUGACAAUGUCUUGGCCCCACUCCUCAUGGGGUUGCUUGCAGAGCAUGCAACUUCCAGUUUGCUUCAUUGAACUGGCACCUUCCAAACAUUAGUGAUUGGGUAAAAUGGGAUCCAGUCGUUUAAAACAUCAACUGAAUCCACACCUGCAGAAAGCAAUCGUUUGUUAAUAGCCAAGGGUUCAGACCCCUCCAAGUGUCUACAUGCCACUCGCCAAUGACAUUUUGGAUGCUGCAGUAUGUGCAGUGCGACUGGUAGGAUGUCCCAGAAAGACACACUUUUGUUCCUGACUUGACUCAUACAGUUUCAUGAGUCAAGUCUCUUGUUCUAAUUGGAAGCAUUCUAAUAAGGUUGGAGCUCCCCCACAUAACACCACCAGGCAAGAAGGCAAAGCAUUCUUUAAAGUUCUUGCUCUAUCAACAUCGAAAUAAAAUGAAAACAUAAACUUAGCAUGUCCACACAGUUGGGGGUGCAAUCACACACAUAGCACAAAUAAAAGACAUGAGGAAGUUGAGUUUCAUCAUGGUCUCAUACCAGUUAUUUUAUAUGGGUGGUUUGUUGGUUUGUCUUGAAGACUGGGAAUUACAGUUGUCUGUAAGUAAUGUAAAAACCUGAUUAUGUCAGCGAGAAUGUAUCAGAGAUAUCCAUGGUAAACACUACAUUUGUGUCCAAAGUAAAGACGAUGAUCUCCUCCUCCACUGCAGACGCUCCCUCCCUGGUCGUUCAGAAAGAGCCUCUACAUGUACAUUAUUAUAAUACGAGUGUAAUCGUAUUUAUGAAUAUAAACAAAUAUAAGAUGUAAAUGUACGGAUAGUGUAGACCUGAUUUCAUUUUACAACACUGCUAUUGAGAGAGAAAGAGUGCAUCUGUCUGUGUCUGAGUAAUACUGAACCGACAUCAGAGCUCUGUGUGUGUGUAUGCGCGUGUGUGCGCCCGCGCGCCUGUUUGUGUGUGCGCAUUUAGGGGGUUACUGUUUGAGUGUUCAGUGUUUUGUAUUUGUAUCAUUUGUGUAACAAGAGAUGCCUCAGUCUAGUUUCACUUUGUAACAAUGUGAAUGUGACCUCCACUCUGAAGCACUGAGUAUUAUUACCCUAACAUGUUUGCUUUUGUGAUCUGCUGGUAUACAUGAUGUACAAUCUGCCCCAUGAAGCAGCUUACUGUCGCAGUGCUACAAGUGCUAAGCUUAUACAAUGGUUAGCUUGCCCCAAACAGCAGAGCUGACAAGUUUGUUAUCUAGCUUGGAGGAGAUGGAAGUGAUAAAGAAGCAGUGCUGUGUCACAGUGCCACCUAGUGGUUGGAAGAAAAUUGUCACGUCUGGAAACAGUUCAGUUGCUGCAUGUUCCCUGUUUCAGUACAUGAUAAACCGCCUUGGAGAUCAAGGUGAGGAGACUGUCUUACAGAACUAACAGCCAUAUUUAUUCCCCUUAAAAUUACGGUAUGAACAAUUUACAUGGUUAAUGUUGGUAAAAUAAGGCCCAAUGUGAAAAAAAUGUAAAGCUACAUAUUUGGGGGGGGGAAAUGUAAUUGACUUAACAUUUUUUAAUUUUUGCAUGAAAAAGGCUGAAAAAAAGUCAAACUCAUUGGCCAAUUUUUCAGCAUUACCUUCUAAUCAAAUUAAGAAAAAGCGACUCAGAGAAAUCUUUGUCAACUAAACUACAACCCCUUUUAACGUUACGACUGAUUUAAGGCUCUAUUGUGGUUUUAGCGGUUACAGAGAGCAUCUGUCAACAGCAGGCGAUUCUUCUAACUAUCCAAACAGAAAAAUUGUUGGCUUCAUCUAAGUGUUUAUGGAGGUUGGACUGAAGCAUCUUCAAUUUACCUACUUGGUAAGCUAAAAGUUUACUUAAGAUACGUUUUAUUUCCUGGCAUUUAGCGAGGUGUGAUUUACACCAGGAUGCUGUUAGUUGUUUACACAAAAGUUUUCCCACUUUAGAACCAUUUGUAAAUUAGUGAGCAGUUUUUCUUUCUUUUUUUUUGUUAAGCAAUAACCUCACAUUCCCAUCAAAUCUUAUUCCUCUCUGCUUUGUGUAUUUUUUGUGGCAGGAGCACAGCACCACAUGUAGGCCUGGCAACAUUUAGGAUUAUUAUUUGUUAUUCACGCGUGAAAAAACAAAAGAAAAGAAAAAAGAGACACUUCUAGAAAUUACGCCGUGUUUGCGAGGGACUUCUAAGAAUGACAUUUUCUAGGAAAGAAAAACAGUUUUUAUGGUUAUUAGGUAUUUAGAUAAAUAUUUCUUUAAAAAUCAGACAGCUUAAUUUAUUAUCCUACUUAGUUUUCUCUUACCAAAAUUUCAAAUCCCUGUUCAGAUCAGUUGAGUUGCAUAUUAACAUUUUCAGGACAGUUUUGAGUACCGCAGAUGUGUAUACAACGAUAACCAGAAGUGCAAAUUUACAGUACAGUUUUAAGGUAUUUGUUAGAAGCAGUCAGUACUCGAUGUGUGUUGUACAUCAGUUCAAAUCCAGAUUAGGUGGCGUGGAGGCUAAAGUUAAUGGGCUAAUCUGAGAGGAGCCAAGUCCCAGGCUGACUUUCACCUUCAAGAUAAAACCGUAGUCUCAAAAACAUCAAGAAUGUUUAUGUGAAUGCUUUUUACGAGCAUUUAAAUUAUCAACAGAUUUGCUUUAACUGGAAUUUACAAAACAAAUAUGAUCAUUUGUGCAGAAAGUGGAGGUUGGAGGCUGUGCACCACCAAUAAUCUUCUGGGGAAACGUAUACUGAGAACAGAAGAUAUUCAUUUUCAUAUUUAAAAAAAUAAAUAAAAUGGCAUCAGCUACUAUUGUAAUAUUUAGCAUUUUGUUUCUUUACUUUUAUCUCAGAAAGUUAUUCUGUCCGAAAAUGCUAGCAAGAAUCAAACAAAGCAAAAUAACUGAUGGCGCACUGCCUUCCACCUACGUUUUCCAUUAAAUAAUCAUUGCUACUGUAAUCAAAAGACAAACAUGGAGAUAGUUUAAAGGCUCUGUUAAUACUAAACACAUGAGCAUGACAGUGUCACUCGAAGCAUGAUAUAAUUGCUGCUUUCGCUUUUGUCUGCUAAUACACCUGCCUGUAUUAUUCGUUUAUACAAUUUACCUUCGCAUUAAAUAUUCUAGGAAACCGAUCUGGCCGACAAACUAAGAUGAACUCAGCGACUGAGGUGGUGUUAUUGUUUUCUGGUCCCUCUGCCUUGCCGCCUCCCUUUGUGCUGUUUUGACUUCCGACAUCAUUGCUAUGUGAUGUUACAUCACUAAUUGUGAUGUAACAUCACGGUUAGUCAUCCAAUUUCACAUGUGCCGGUUUGCUGUAAAACGCUCUGAUUGGAACAGACCGGACAGAUCUACAAUGUUUCUGUCUUCGCUCUGUUGUAUUGAUUAGGCUUCAUCCAUUCUAAUUAAGAUGUGUGUACACACACACACACACACACACACAGCUGCAGUUCAUGUGGCAGUUUUCAUUUGACUAAUGUUCAGAAUGUUGGUGAGAAAAGUCCACCUCUCGUGUGCCAACGAUGGGAGAGGGAUUGACCGACUGUGUGGAGCUUAUUGUGAAUUGCUGAUGUACUUGUUACAUGUGAUGCGGUUCUAAACGGGCACCUUAACCUCUGUGACAUGAAUACCAACAUAGGUUGUUAUUUUUUUUUGGUUUUUUUAACUUUUCUUCUUAGCAGGGAAUCAUGUCCGCGCUGUUGUUCAAUAUGACUAUACUCUUCAACCUCUCUAUGAUGUUUAUGUAAAUCUGUCUGUGUGUCCUUUUCACUUUUAUUUUGAAAUUUUAUUAGAGUCCUAGAACAACAAGAACAAAAAAAAAAAAACAUUGUAAUUAUUUUUGUUACAUAGAAUAAAACAAAUGUCAAGAGUGA